This is a messenger RNA of Xyrichtys novacula (pearly razorfish), 3053 nucleotides long. The record is from the annotation of a GenBank genome assembly. NCBI's taxonomy places the organism in Eukaryota, Metazoa, Chordata, Actinopteri, Labriformes, Labridae.
AUGAUGUCUAUGGGUUUCAUGCCUGACUGUCUGAACGCCUCAGAUCCCUCCAAAUCGGCUUUUCUGGAGUUCGGUCACGGACAUCCUGCGCACCAGCAGCACUCCCCCGGACUUCCUCACAUCUAUCCCGUGCAUGGUCUACAUGCUGCCGGGCAUUCCCAGCACGAGAGCCCUUUUUCUGGCAGCGGGUCCUAUGGCCGCUCUUUGGGCUACGCCUACCCGGGCGCGGUGAACGCUCACCCCACGUCUGCUUAUCUGUCCUACCAGCACAGCAAUCACAGCAGCAGCAGCAGCCUGGCCCAAAACAGAGCAGAGCACACAGGUAUGAGACAAAAUCAAAGCUAUCAAUAUUCAAUUCUUGUUCAAUGAUCACUGUAAAAUCCUCAUUUUCCAUCACGCUGACAUGUACUUACGCACACUGGCGCACAACCCCCACACCCUCCCUGCAAAAAGAUAGCUCACUGAAAUAAUUAGUUACUUACCAACAAAACGAAAGUAUCCCUCAUUUCUUUUAACGCCUUAUUUUAAUAGUCCACUGCAUAAAUAUCCCAACAAAAACACAAAUUGUCAUCCAAACAGCAGCCUGCAGGGAUGCUCCCUCCCUAAAACUCAUGUUAUAUAAAAAAGGAAGAUGGUGCCAUUAAUUUUAUUGACCAUAAUUUUCUGUGGUUAAGUCCAAUUAUAGACCGUGUAGUCUGGGCCUACCUCAGGAACUUGGUUUUACCCUCAUUGUUGGUCCACUUCAACUAAAUGAUUCCACUAAAUAACAGGUCCUUUGUGUUGUGGGACUUCCUAUAAUUCCCCACUUUAAGAUGAUCCUUCUUCUAUUCUCUGUUAAUGAAGCGUAAAGCAGAUAUAAUGAGCCCAGUUAGCUUUAGAUAACCAGUGGAUUUAGUGCCAUGCAAUCCAAUAACUGAGACAUCAGACUGAAACAACAGAGGACUCCAAUAAUAAAACUAUAACCAGACUGUUAAUGCCGGGGGAUUUGAUGUGGCUUUAGAUAGCUAACUUACAUUUUGUUGGCUCUCCGGCCCCGAGACUUCAGAGUUUGUAGCGUUGUAGGGCCUGACAGUUGAAGUCUCCUGCGCCAUAGUCUCUGUUUAUACUUGUAUUUUUAAAGCCGUACUGUUCGACAUAGCUUUGACGUUGUGUCUGAAGCCAGAUGUUUAUCUUUGUUAAUCAUAAAAAGUGUCUGUACAUGUGUGACACUGGCGUCAAUCUACAGAUUUUAGAAACACUUGAACACUCUGUGAUUAAUCUCAGUUUUUUUAUUUUUAUCCCCUGCAAGAUCGCGAGAAGUCCACCGUGAUUGAGGCCAGAGACCUUCGCUUGAAUGGCAAAGGGAAGAAGAUUAGGAAGCCUCGAACCAUUUACUCCAGUCUGCAGCUGCAGGCUCUGCACCAGCGCUUCCAGCAGACCCAGUACCUGGCCUUACCAGAGCGCGCGGAUUUGGCGGCCAAACUGGGCCUCACACAGACUCAGGUGGGCCUUCACUUUCCCAGCAGCCCCGAGCGGAGCCUUUCCCGAGCAAGAUUUAUGCUCUACAAAUAACCAAUCACAAAAGCAGAUUUAAAAUACAGGUUUUGCAUUUGAGUUUCUCCAUUAUUCUUCAAAACCCACCCGCUUUAAACUCUCAGACAGGCAGACGGCUUAUUAGACAUAUCUACAAAGCUUAUGAUUAAUAUUUAAAAGUCUUAACUUAAUCUCUCUUAAACCAGACUGAUGUAAAUUAUUACUGAGAGAAAGCAGAUGUUUCAGGAGGUGUCUUUUUCUCUGCUUUAUUGAGGAUCAGUGCGCAUCUGGAGAUCAAAUGAAACAGCAAAUUGUUGUGAUUUGUAACUCGAUCCUUUAAUGCUCGUCUUAUUUACUGUGCUUAGUGACCGUGGCUGUUUUCUCUAAGUCGGCCACGGUCCUUUAAAAGUUCCAUGUAAAAAAAACAAACUGCUGUACAUGUAAUUUGAAGGCCAAAACGUUUAUUGGAAUUAUUACACGAGUUUAGAGGAAAUAUGUGUCCUCUGGAUGCGCGUAUUUGCGUCUUUACGCGCACGUUUUGCUCCAAAUUAUGGAAACAUUAAAUUUGACGGUUUUUUUUUAAAAAAUGCAUGUAGAUAGGUUAACAAAUUUUCUAAACAAACAGGUGCACGUGUCGCUGACAGAUCAUCAAUUCUCACAGGGACAAAAAUAAACAAAAAUGUUCUCCCUUUCUGAAUGAGUUUUUUUUUUCCAAAUACAAAGAUAAACUUGCACUUCCACUCUGUCAUUCGAGCUGACUCUCUCCCAUUUUUGCUUAAUCCCUUCUCAAUUAUCUCGACAAUUAUCUCUCGGGGAUGUUUAUGACUCACUGAGGCAUUUAGGUGCAAUCUAUAAAUAUUCUCACCAUUGUUCAAAAUGAGAAAAUAGAAAUCUUUAUGUGGAAUCAGCAGAAAUUUCAGCGCUCUGGGCAGUUUUCACAUGGCCAUAUUGUUGUAUUUUCGGUCUGUUGCAGUCAUCACGCAUCAUUUGACUCAUAAAACAGUUUACAAUGAAAGAGCUCAGUUUAAAUAGAGAACAAGUGCCACUCGUGCACACGGCUGAACAGCGAUCAAUGCGCCAGCAGUAAGCCUGGGAUUUGCAAAACUAACAGAGAAAAGAUGAGAGUUUGGUAGAGAUUAUUGUUCCCAAAUGUUCAGCUCGGGCCUGUCUGAACACUGUAUCGACUUGAACUGUGGUAAAUAUGCUCAUAAAAAGAUCCUCACUCUGUAAUUUCUUUUAUAUUGCUGCUAAUUGGAAACCGCAGUGUCAAUUUUCUGCAUUUUCUUCCUUUUUAGGUCAAAAUAUGGUUUCAGAACAAGCGCUCUAAGUACAAAAAGAUCAUGAAGCAUGGCAGCGGAUCAGAGGGAGAACAUCUCCACAGCACCAGCUCCAUCUCUCCCUGCUCCCCGGGCCUCCCUCAACUGUGGGAGGUCUCUAAAGGAGCCCAGAUGCACCCAAACAACUACAUGAACACUUUUGGGCACUGGUAUCCAAACCAUCACCCUCACCAGGACUCCAUGCCCAGGCCUCAGAUGAUGUGA